Molecule: messenger RNA, 489 nt
Organism: Salvelinus sp. IW2-2015
Lineage: Eukaryota; Metazoa; Chordata; Actinopteri; Salmoniformes; Salmonidae
Gene: vps8
Product: VPS8 subunit of CORVET complex
Source: RefSeq, a predicted model, not a curated record
UUUGGGACCCAGCGAAGAGGAAAGGUGUGGUGGCAGACAAGAUGGUUGAGAUUCUGUUCCAGUAUGUGGAGCGCUCAGUGAAGAAAUGUCCAGAACACGGCAAGAUACAGGUCAUGGAACAACAUUUCCAGGACAUGGUGCCUGUCAUGGUAGAUUACUGUCUGCUGCUGCAGAGGACGGACCUACUGUUUAACCACGCUAUAUACCCGCCUGGUGGAGAACUGUGUGGCUCGGGGGAUCUUCCUGGAGAGUUGGAGCCCUACCCGUGUCGGAGCGUCUGGGCUGUGACCGCUCCCGUCAUGAGAGACUGCUGACUCACCUCGAGGAUAACAACAUGAUGGACAGUGUAAAGGGAACUGUCUGAUACAUCUGGACAUCACCAGCCUCGACAUACAACAGGUGGUCCAGAUGUGUUGGGACAACCAGCUGUAUGAUGCCAUGAUCUACGUCGUUCAACAGGGGAAUGAAUGACUACAUCAACCUAUGGAG